AUGAUCAUUGUUAAUUACAUAUGGGCUUUGUUGUUAAUAUAUUGUAGCACCUGUCCCGAGGAGGGCGCUUGCAGGUACGUCGCUACGUCGUCCACCAUGCAGGCUCGCGGGAGCUCGGGGAGGAACAUAAUACGCUAUAGGGCGCGCAUAACGCGUGCGGGCUGCGCGGCGCGCCGCGACCGACUGGCGCGAGCCCUGCUCCCUCGCCCCUCGCCGUAUCUCCCCCCGCCGCACGCUCCACUCCCUCACCCCUCCCUCGCCCGCCCACCCACUAGGGGUGAUACUUAUGAGUUUUCCGCAAUGUAA
Molecule: messenger RNA, 306 nt
Organism: Danaus chrysippus (African queen)
Lineage: Eukaryota; Metazoa; Arthropoda; Insecta; Lepidoptera; Nymphalidae
Source: the annotation of a GenBank genome assembly